GUCUAAACACAGCGGCUAGAAAUGAGGUGGGAAGUAAAAUAUCGUUUCCACGAACUCUCAGUACGGACGAACCAACUCUCUCGCUGUGCGUGUGGCUGGUCUGACUCAGCUGGCAUCGCAUCAUCAGCAGUGUGUACGUGUUCUCGUAUUUUGAGGAAAGCUCUCACUGCUCUCUCUCUCUCUCUCAGAGUGUUUGGAGUUUUAUUGGCGCUGAAAAGGUUAAAAAAGACGGAGAAUGGAUUCCUAUCUUGGAAAAUGGGUGCUGGUACGUGAAGCAUCUGACAAUAUUGUUCCCCAGCUACAGGCGGCAGGUGUGCCAGCAGAAAGCGUAGAACAGGUGGCUAAGAUAAUGCAGGACAACGACCAGAUUAUCUCUCUGGCUAAAGAUGGCGACGGCUUCUUCUACAGCUUCGAGUGUGGCCCUCUGAAACAGGAGUACACCUUUAAGCUGGGAGAGACGUUUGAGCACUUGAUGCCGCAUGUGAACAAGAUGGCGAAGAUCACGUUCAGCCUGGUGAACGGUUUACUGGUUGACGACAUUGAGAUGGAGGGAGCAGGGAAGAUGACGUAUUCAAGGGUGGUGGACGGGAAUGACAUGACUGUGACAAUGAGUGCAGGCGGCCAGGCGGAGACAGGAAAGCGAAAAUACAGGAGGAUGUAGUGACGCACUGGGGAGUGACUGAAAGAAGACCAGGCACGCGUUUACACUGACCAAGAGGGUUAAAGACGAAAAAGUAUUAGGAUUAAAAAGAAAAAUUGCCAGUGCACUAUAAAGUGGAGAAUAAGGACAUGUUAGUGUGUGCGUUGUUCGUGAAGUUUUCGUGACCCCGGGCUAUAUGUGAAAUAUAUGUCUUUUCCAAUGCAACUGCUUCUUUUGAGGUUUAAUUUUUUUCCUAAAAGUAUGUCAACAAGCAAGUAGUUUCAAGUACACGAACGUGAAGUUUGUUGCAUGAGUGUAUUCAUUUUAUACUUCAAACAAAAAAAA
This is a messenger RNA of Lingula anatina, 985 nucleotides long. RefSeq lists its product as uncharacterized. The record is from RefSeq and is a predicted model, not a curated record. NCBI's taxonomy places the organism in Eukaryota, Metazoa, Brachiopoda, Lingulata, Lingulida, Lingulidae.